CCACCCCCAUCCGCAGCAUGGCCGCAUCGCUCGAUCGUAGGCGUGCCAACGGACCAGAGACGUACGCUCCCCGCUACGUCUCUUCCUCUCAUUUCGACUCUCUGCCCGACUCCUCGGGCGGCGCAUCGAGCGGCGCAUCAACCUCGACGGCACCCGCUGUCGCGCGCGCAUCACCACCGCAGCAGCAGCAGCAACCAUUCUACAUCGCCUUGGGCACCUCACCGCAAGCAUCGGGAUCGAGCUACGUCGAGGCGGACUGUUUGAGGCUUGUAUGCGCAGUGUACGGACCCAGGCAAUCCAAAGGUCGCGCUUACAAUGCCAAAGCCGAGCUGAACGUAGAGGCUCGUUAUGCACCCUUUGCGUGCGCCUCGGCUGCUGCUGCUGCUGCUGCUGCUGCUUCUUCUUCGGGAUCAUCCAGUCAUCGUCGCCGCAAGCCGGGAAAGGAUGUGGAAGCAGCAGCAUUGAGCGCAGCGCUGCAGUCCGCGCUUCUGCCUAGCAUUCGCGUAGAGCUGCUUCCCAAAGCGACGAUCGACGUGCACGUCACCGUCAUCCAGAGUCCAGCGGCGGCAGGAGGAGGAGGUCAGAGGUGGGACGAUGCGCUUUGUCUACCUUGGGCUAGCAUAGCAGCCAGUGCAGCCAUAGCGCAUGCGGGCAUCGAAAUGUGGGCAUUGGUGGUGGGCUGUUGCGCAUCCAUUCCUCGCAAUCCAGACGUGCCAAUCGAGGUGCACCCGCAUGGUGACGCGUGUUCACCUCGACAAUCCAAAGCCAUCGUGACGCUUAGCACCAUGCCGAGUCUUGGAAGCGUGACGGCGAUGGAGAUUAGCGCCUUGGGAGGAGGUCAAGCGGCCAGCUUGGAAGAGGUGGACAAGGCCAUCGCCAUCCUCACAACGACAAACGAGUCGCUACAUUUUACAGUCGCGCGGGCGCUUCAAGAAUCGCACUCGGCCAGAGAGGCAGCGCGAUAGACGUCACAAAGUCCCAAUUUGAAUGUCAUCUUCAUUGCACGCUGCCAAGCCGCGCCCGCGCGCAUUCAAACGGAAUUUCUUCGCGCGCCGACGCCGCGCUUGCGAUUGUGAUUGUCGGCAGCUUCGGCUUCGAGUGACAUGCCGGUGGG
Ceraceosorus guamensis is the source of this 1114-nucleotide messenger RNA. RefSeq lists its product as hypothetical. Lineage: Eukaryota; Fungi; Basidiomycota; Exobasidiomycetes; Ceraceosorales; Ceraceosoraceae. The record is from RefSeq and is a predicted model, not a curated record. Gene Ontology annotation, biological process: U4 snRNA 3'-end processing; poly(A)-dependent snoRNA 3'-end processing; nuclear mRNA surveillance. Gene Ontology annotation, cellular component: cytoplasmic exosome (RNase complex); nucleolus; nuclear exosome (RNase complex). Bases 18 to 965 code for a protein of 315 amino acids. The transcript has 3 exons.